Molecule: messenger RNA, 1749 nt
Organism: Clupea harengus (Atlantic herring)
Lineage: Eukaryota; Metazoa; Chordata; Actinopteri; Clupeiformes; Clupeidae
Gene: paplnb
Product: papilin b, proteoglycan-like sulfated glycoprotein
Exons: 13
Coding region: 1-1740 (579 amino acids)
Biological process (GO): proteolysis; extracellular matrix organization
Cellular component (GO): extracellular matrix
Molecular function (GO): serine-type endopeptidase inhibitor activity; metalloendopeptidase activity
Source: RefSeq, a predicted model, not a curated record
AUGAUGAUGCUCCUGCCGCUCCUGGGGGUCCUGCAUCUGCUGUACCGUCCAGCUCUCUCCCUGAGGCAGCCCAGUGCUGAUUACUGGGGAGACUAUGGCGCGUAUGGACCAUGUAGCAGAACCUGUGGAACCGGAGUCGCUUUGAGAACCAGAACCUGUGUAACCAUGAGGACAGAUGCUGGACACAACUGUGUUGGACCUUCCAAGUCUUACAAGACCUGUAACACACAGCCAUGUGCAGCUGGAGCCACGGAUUUCCGGGAGGAGCAGUGUGCCCAGUUUGAUCGUAGGGACUUUCAGGGGAAGCGUUAUGCAUGGAUGCCAUACUAUGGAGCUACAAACCCCUGUGAGCUGGUGUGUGUGCCCAGAGGAGAGAACUUCUACUAUCGCCACAGGGUCACUGUGGUGGAUGGCACACCCUGUUACGUGGGCCACAGUGACAUCUGCGUGGAGGGAGUCUGCAGAGUGAUGACUCAUGGGGAAAUUCUGAGUUUGGAGACAGGUCCUUCAGCCUCGUCUGUCCCCUCACGGCCCUCUGUUUAUGAACCCUCAGCUCCCAUCAGAGAGAUAUACAGAUACACAGUGUCCGCGUUCUCCGAGUGCUCUGCCUCCUGUGGCGAGGGCCUGCAGACUCGCACGGUGCAAUGUGUGACAGAUGGCUCAGGUGUGCCCCGUGUGGUGGACGACUCUUACUGCACCUCUCAGGGCCUCACCCGGCCCCACGAGCAGAAGCACUGCACUGGCAUGGCCUCCUGCGCCGAGUACAGCGUCUCCAGCUUCAGCACGUGUUCGGCCUCAUGCGGAGAGGGAACCCAGCAGCGGGAGGUCUACUGUGUGGGGGCGCGCGGCGAGAGGCUGCCGGAGUCGGCCUGUGCCGGACGGCCUCGUCCAGAGGAAGUGAGGACGUGUCAGAGGGCCACCUGCCAUCAGCACAUCAGUUUCCACGUGGCAGACUGGAGUCUGCUCUCUCUUUUUUGCUCUCUCUCUCCCUUCCUCCUCCAGUGUUCUAUGAGCUGCGGGUCAGGUCGUAGGGAGAGGCGUGUGGUGUGUAUGGACCAAGACCAGUUUGAGUUCCCAGAGGAACGCUGUGCAUCUCAGUUUAAGCCCUUCACCGUAGAGAGCUGCAACACACAGUCCUGCCCCGGAGAACAGACGGUCCCCAGUGUGCCAAACCCCAGAGGAUAUGAUGGCUCUCUGCGUGGAUUUGUGCCUUACACAUCAGAAGUGGACCAAGCUCCCCGUCCCUCUGAGCCGUACAUCCCAGUGGUUGGUCCCCAUUGUGGCCAGUCCUACUAUGGCUGCUGCCCUGACGGCCACACUACCGCCACUGGACCCAGAUCAGAGGGCUGUGCCCAGGAUGACUGCAUCAGGACCAGGUUUGGCUGCUGUCUGGAUGGGGUGACUGCAGCUCAGGGUUUUGGCUACGCUGGAUGUCCCGACUACCAGCCUCCGGUUGCCCCCCCAGCCCAAAGCGACGUGUGCUCCAUGCCUCGUGAGGUGGGCCCCUGCCGCGAUUGGAUCUCCCGCUUCUACUUCGACUACUCCCAGAGAACCUGCAACCACUUCUGGUAUGGCGGUUGCCAGGGCAACGGCAACACCUUCCUGUCCAUGGAGGCGUGCCAGAGGCAGUGUGGGGGUGUGGCUCCACCCCCUCAGUCUCCUCCUGCCACUGGCCCAGCCCGGAGAUCUUUUGUCAGAGUGAGGCUAUCCAGACGCAGACCAUAUCGUUCCAGCGAAUGAGAAGAGAGA